Messenger RNA from Miscanthus lutarioriparius, 1521 nucleotides. The record is from the annotation of a GenBank genome assembly. Lineage: Eukaryota; Viridiplantae; Streptophyta; Magnoliopsida; Poales; Poaceae.
AUGGAUAGCAUGCCACUGGACGCGCCAAUGAAGCCAUUGGACCCCCACGCCAUCGCCGGCGACUCGCAGGCCAUUCUAGAAUUCCUCGCCGAGUACUACCGCGACGUCGACAAGUACCCGGUGAGGGCGGCGGACCUGGAGCCAGGCCGGGUCCGCAAGCUGCUCCCCGAGGCCGCGCCAGAGCACGGCGAGCCGAUGGAGCACAUACUGGAGGACGUGAGGAGGGACAUCCUGCCGGGGCUCACCCACUGGCAGAGCCCCCGCUUCUUCGCCUUCUUCCCGAUGAACGCCAGCUCCGCUGGGCUCGCGGGGGAGAUGCUGUCGGUGGGCCUCAACGUCGUGCCCUUCGUGUGGGCCGCGUCGCCGGCCGCCGCGGAGCUCGAGAGCGUCGUCGUGGACUGGAUGGCGCGGCUGUUCAGCCUGCCGCGCCGGUUCCUCUUCUCCGGCGGCGGCGGGGGCGUGCUGCAGGGGAGCACGUGCGAGGCCGUGGUGUGCACGCUCGCCGCCGCGCGGGACCGCGCGCUGGGUAGGCUCGGCGGGCACGAGGCCAUCGCCAGGCUCGUGGUCUACGCCUCCGACCAGACGCACGCCACGUUCCAGAAGGGCGCCCAGCUCGUCGGGAUCCCGUCCUCCAACUUCCGCGUCAUCAGGACGUCCGCGGCUUCCGGGUACGGCCUCACCGCGGAAGCCGUCCGCGCGGCCGUCGGACUCGGGCUGGUGCCGCUGUACCUCUGCGCCACGGUGGGCACGACGGGGCUCGGCGCCGUCGACCACGUUCGCGAGCUCGGGGAGGAGGCGCGCCGCCAUGGCAUGUGGGUGCACCUCGACGCAGCGUACGCCGGCAGCGCGGCCAUCUGCCCGGAGUUCCAGGACUACCUCGACGGCGCGGAGCUCGCCGACUCGGUGAGCAUGAACCCGCACAAGUGGUUCCUUACCAACAUGGACUGCUGCUGCCUGUGGGUGGCAAGACCCCGUGACCUAACCUCCGCGCUGUCCACCGACCCGGAGUACCUCAAGAAUGUCGGCGCGGACGACGGCGGCGCAGGAAAUCCGGCCGCCAUAGACUACAAGGACUGGCAGAUCUCCAUGUCGCGCCGGUUCCGUGCCAUCAAGCUCUGGGUCAUACUGCGGCGGUACGGUGCGGCUGGCAUGCGUGCGCACAUCCGUCGGCACGUCGCAGCAGCCAAGUGGUUCGAGCAGAGAGUGGCGGCCGACGAGCGCUUCGAGGUGGUGGUCCCGAGGAGGUUCUCCCUGGUAUGCUUCCGCCUCGCACCGCGGUUCGGCCGGGACGACGACGACGGCGACGACGCCACGAACCACGCGAACCGGGAUCUCCUCGCGGCGGUGAACGCGAGCGGGCGGGCGUUCAUGACGCACUUCGUGGUGGACGGCAAGUUCGUGAUCCGGCUAGCUGUCGGCGGUGCCUCGACGGAGCUGCAGCACGUCAUGGAGGUGUGGGACCUGCUGCAGGGCAAGGCCGCUGAGGUUCUACAGCACUAUGUGAAGCCUAACGGGCUCUAG